Fusarium pseudograminearum CS3096 is the source of this 1593-nucleotide messenger RNA. RefSeq lists its product as uncharacterized. Bases 1 to 1593 code for a protein of 530 amino acids. The transcript has 4 exons. NCBI's taxonomy places the organism in Eukaryota, Fungi, Ascomycota, Sordariomycetes, Hypocreales, Nectriaceae. Gene Ontology annotation, biological process: transmembrane transport. Gene Ontology annotation, molecular function: transmembrane transporter activity. The record is from RefSeq and is a predicted model, not a curated record.
AUGACUUCUAGAACAGAUAUCAGCGACGAUGAAACACUUCGUCAAAAGAUUCAAGAUCCGAAACCGAAACAACGGUCAUUAGUGAAUCUCAUCUUCGACAAUACACGAAUCGACCAGGCCGUUGAGAACCACCAAUAUCCAGGAUGUGGCACAUUCGAAGACCCCUUUGUCGUGAACUGGAUCCCAGACGACACAGGGAAUCCCCUCAACUGGGAUAAGUGGUUGAAGUGGGCUAUCACCAUGGUCUCUGCUGCCACUUGUUUCGCUGUUGCUUUUAGCUCCAGUGCCUAUACAGGUACCAUCAUGCAACUCAUGAUCCAUUUCCAAGCAAGCCAAACUCUUGUAACCGCUGGCGUCUCGUUAUACGUCCUCGGCUUCGCUGUUGGACCACUCCUUUGGGCACCUCUCUGCGAAAUUUGGGGCCGACAACUCAUCUUUGUGAUUAGCUACGGCAUGUAUGUUGUCUUUAGCGCAGCAUGCACAGCUGAUCACGGCAUUGCAACACUCUUGGUCUUGCGCUUCUUCUGUGGAACGUUUGGUUCAUCACCAUUAACAAAUGCUGGAGGCGUCAUCUCCGAUGUCUUUAAGCCUGAUGAGCGUGCUAUUGCUAUGGCCUUUUUCUCUUUGGCCCCGUCAUUGGGCCCGACUCUGGGCCCAUUCAUUGGCGGAUACCUUGUUGACGCUCACGGGUGGCGAUGGGUCAUGGGAUUGAUGGCUAUCGUCGCCGGUGUUUUCUGGAUCCUCGACAUGUGUUGCGCGCCCGAAACCUACGCACCUUAUAUCCUCAGUAACCGCGCCGCCGUGCUAUCGAAAAAGACAGGCAAGGUAUACAUAUCCAUCUAUGAACACCAAGGCAAAGCCGAUCCGCCGAACGUCGUUCUUAAAAAGGCCCUCGUCAGACCAUGGCUACUACUCUUCCUCGAACCAGUCGUUCUUAUUCUUUCGACAUACAUUGCUAUCAUUUUCGGCACGCUCUACAUGCUUUUCGGCGCUUAUCCCGUUGUCUUCCAAAUAGAGAGGGGUUGGAGUGCUGGUAAGGGCGGCCUCGCAUUCCUUGGUGUUGCUGUCGGUAUGAUCGGAGCUAUACCCGUCAUUGGACUUGUCAAUAUCUGGUACAUGAAGCAAGCCGCAAAGCACAAAGGCGAGCCAGUUCCCCCGGAAUACCGUCUUCCUGGCUGCAUGAUUGGAGGCAUCUGCGUACCGGCAGGAAUGUUUUGGUUCGCGUGGACAUCGUACCCUGACGUGCAUUGGAUGGCGCCAGUAGCAGCCGGAGUUCCCUUUGGUCUCGGCAUGGCUCUAGUAUUCAACAGUGUCUUCAACUACCUCAUCGAUUCGUACACCAUCUACGCUGCUUCAGUCCUUGCAUCAAACGCCGUGCUGCGAUCGAUGUUUGGCGCAGCAUUUCCAUUAUUCACAAAGCAGAUGUACGACAAGUUAGGUACACAGUGGGCAAGCUCAGUUCCUGCUUUCCUUUCUUUGGCAUGUUUACCUAUGCCCUUUAUUUUCUACAAAUACGGUCCUGCGAUUCGACAGCGUUGCAAAUAUUCUGCAAAGGCGGCUCAAGCCACGGCGAUGGCUGCCAAGGCACAGUAG